UCACCAAUACACCCAUUAACACUACCAACACUAGUCCUGCUCCACGGUUUUGGAGGCAACUGUCUUUGGCAAUGGAGUAAGCAAGUUCAACAUCUCUCUACCCAUUUCACUUUGUAUGUCCCUGACCUUAUAUUUUUCGGCAAGUCUGUAACAAAAUCUUCAGAGCGUUCGGAAAUUUUUCAAGCGGUUUCAGUUGGAAAAUUACUUGAGUUGUUGGGUGUUACAACGUAUUCGGUUAUGGGUACAAGUUAUGGUGGUUUUGUUGCUUAUCAUAUGUCUAGAAUAUGGCCUGACAGAGUCGAGAAAGUCGUUAUAGCCAAUUCCGCUUUAAAUAUCACGUCAAAAGAUGUUGAAGAGUUGCUGAAGGAAGCAAAUAUUGAGAAUGUUGAAAGUGUGUUUUUGCCGUCAUCGCCUGCUGAGUUACUAACUUGUAUCCGAUUAAUUCGUAAGCAGUUACCGAAUUAUGUACCAGAGUUUUUGCUGAAUGAUUUUCUUGAUAAUUUGUGUAAUGAAAACAGGAAGGAAAAGUUAGAGCUUCUCAAGGGAACCACAGUUGGGAAAGAGGAUACAAUAUCCAUUCUGCCUCUUCAACAGGAGGUGUUACUAAUAUGGGGGGAGAAUGACGCAAUAUUUCCAUUGGAGAAGGGUUAUGAGCUUAAAGAGUAAGUGUACAUUCCCACCGGACCGGAUUAGGCAGCAGGUCCGGCAUAAAUUCCAAAAUUUUAUUUCAUCAACAUGCUGCAUGCAUCAAUGGUUGAAUGCAGAUUUUAGUGGUCAUGAACAUGAUGUUUUGUCUAUUAAUAUUGUUUUCGGGCUUCUUGGAGAGAAAGUAAGAAUGGAAGUUAUGUUGAAAACAUCACAUACACCUCAGCUUGAAAACCCAAAGCAGUUCAAUGACAUUGUAAUGAAGUUCUUGUUUGCGGAGUCAUCUUCAUAAUUCAAUACAGAAGUGAUCGAAAACAUGCCAAUGUGGUGGUAUGUUUCGACAAACCACUUUCCAAGUGAUACCUAUUCGUCCAGACGGAUAUCGAAAGCAGGCACACCCUGUCACAACUCCAUUCAAUAGGAGGAUAUGAGUCAUAUGUAUGCCAGUUUGUAUUAUUUUCCUGUUCCAAUAUAAUGCCAUGAUUGUUCGGUCUAUA
Papaver somniferum (opium poppy) is the source of this 1142-nucleotide messenger RNA. RefSeq lists its product as uncharacterized. NCBI's taxonomy places the organism in Eukaryota, Viridiplantae, Streptophyta, Magnoliopsida, Ranunculales, Papaveraceae. The annotation marks the transcript as partial. The record is from RefSeq and is a predicted model, not a curated record. The transcript has 3 exons.